Mercurialis annua (annual mercury) is the source of this 3145-nucleotide messenger RNA. Its product is annotated as alpha-amylase 3, chloroplastic. Lineage: Eukaryota; Viridiplantae; Streptophyta; Magnoliopsida; Malpighiales; Euphorbiaceae. The transcript has 13 exons. Gene Ontology annotation, biological process: carbohydrate metabolic process. The record is from RefSeq and is a predicted model, not a curated record. Gene Ontology annotation, molecular function: calcium ion binding; alpha-amylase activity. Bases 88 to 2778 code for a protein of 896 amino acids.
CCCAAAAGGAUCCCUUUUUCUUUCGCUCCCCAUCAUCCCCACUUUCCAUUUCCAUUUCCACUCUCCCCCAACCAGAUCAGCAUUGUUAUGUCCAUGUCGACGGCGACGGCGACGGCGACGGUUACCAUUGUUAAGCCUCUGCUCCGUCGUCAAAAAAACGCUUCACUCCUUCCUCACAGAACCAAUAGCAAUUGCUUCAAUUUCUCAUCUCGAAAACCAAACGUUUUACUCCGUUCCCAUGCCUCCACCACCCGCUUAUGCCGCUUCAAGCCUCGGCGAGCUUCCUCUGUCGACACUGCUCUCGUGGAGACAACUGACGAUCUUUUGUUUAAAGAUACAUUUCCUCUGAUUCGAACUCAAACGGUUGAGGGAAAGAUUUUCAUAAGAUUGGAUAAGGACGGGAAGGAUCAACAGUGUUGGCAGCUUAGCAUAGGAUGUAGUCUUCCCGGAAAAUGGAUUCUUCACUGGGGAGUUUCUUAUGUCGAUGAUGUUGGCAGUGAUUGGGAUCAACCUCCUAUGAAUAUGAGACCCCUUGGCUCUGUUCCAAUAAAGGACUAUGCUAUAGAGACGCCAUUAAAGAAAACAUCAGAGGGCGAUACAUUUCAAGAAUUGAAGAUUAGUUUAGAUUCAAAGAGUGCAAUAGCAGCCAUAAAUUUUGUUUUGAAGGAUGAAGAAACGGGAGCUUGGUAUCAGCAUAGAGGGAGAGAUUUCAAGGUGCCUCUUGUAGACUUCCCUCUUGACAGUGGAAAUGUAGUUGGAGAAAAGACAGACUUUGGGGCUUUUCUUUCUAACAUGCUUGUCGUAGCUGAAGCAUCACCUUCUAAAGAUGAAGAUAUCAACAAUGAAAUCAAAGAUUUGAAACAAGGAAAGAGGCAGUUAGAAGGUUUCUAUGAAGAACAUCCUAUAGUUAAAUAUGUGACGAUUCAAAAUUCAGCUGCAGUAUCAGUUACUAAGUGCUCGAAGACAGCUAAGACUCUGCUUUACUUAGAGACUGAUUUACCCGGAGAAGUUCUGGUUCACUGGGGAGUUUGCAGAAAUGAUGCUAAAAACUGGGAAAUUCCUGCUGGUCCAUAUCCACCAGAAACAACUCUGUUCAAGAAUAAGGCUUUGCGGACUAUGUUACAGCUGAAAGAUGGUGGAAAUGGAUGUGCAGAGUUGUUUACUGUAGAUGAAGAAUUUACGGGCUUUCUUUUUGUUCUGAAGUUAGAUGACAACACUUGGUUGAAAUGUAAGGGAGAUGACUUCUACAUUCCCCUCUCAAGUGGCUUGCCAUCUCAACCUGGCCAGGGGCAAUCUGAAGGAACGCCAGCAUCUGGAGAGGCUGUGGAAGAAAAUCAAGAAGUUUCUCAAACUGCAUAUACCGAUGGGAUAAUUAAUGAGAUAAGGAAUUUAGUAAAUGGUAUUUCUUCUGAGAAGGUUCGGGAGACAAAAACAAAAGAAGCACAAGAAACCAUUCUUCAAGAAAUUGAGAAAUUGGCUGCAGAAGCCUACAGUAUCUUCAGAAGCUCCAUUCCUACUUUCACCGAGGAAUCUGUUGCAGAAUCUGAGGUACAGAAGGCUCCUGCUGCUAAAAUUUGCUCAGGAACAGGUACAGGGUAUGAAAUAUUACUCCAAGGUUUUAACUGGGAAUCAAAUAAAUCAGGAAGAUGGUAUAUAGAACUAAACGAAAAAGCUUUAGAAAUAGCUUCACUUGGUUUCACGGUAAUUUGGUUGCCUCCACCAACAGAAUCUGUGUCGCCAGAAGGUUACAUGCCAAAGGAUUUAUAUAAUUUGAAUUCCAGAUAUGGAAGUAUUGAUGAGCUGAAGGAUCUUGUGAAGAGUCUCCACAAAAGGGGUCUUAAAGUUCUUGGAGAUGCUGUCUUAAACCAUCGCUGCGCGGACUUUCAGAAUCAAAAUGGUGUAUGGAAUGUUUUUGGGGGUCGCUUGAAGUGGGAUGACCGGGCCAUUGUUGCAGAUGAUCCACAUUUCCAGGGCAGAGGCAACAAAAGUAGUGGAGAAUUUUUUCAUGCUGCCCCAAACAUUGAUCAUUCACAAGAUUUUGUGAGGGAAGACAUAAAAGAAUGGUUAUGCUGGCUAAGAGAUGAAAUUGGUUAUGAUGGAUGGAGGCUUGAUUUUGUGAGAGGAUUUUGGGGUGGUUAUGUCAAGGACUACAUGGAUGCAAGCGAACCUUACUUUGCUGUCGGUGAAUACUGGGAUUCUCUCAGCUACACAUAUGGUGAAAUGGAUCACAAUCAAGAUGCACAUCGACAGCGAAUUGUUGAUUGGAUAAAUGCCACCAGUGGAACUGCUGGUGCUUUUGAUGUCACCACAAAAGGAAUUCUUCAUUCUGCACUGGAAAGAUGCGAGUAUUGGCGGUUAUCAGAUCAGAGGGGAAAGCCUCCAGGAGUUGUAGGCUGGUGGCCUUCUCGUGCUGUUACCUUUAUAGAGAAUCAUGAUACUGGCUCUACUCAGGGUCAUUGGAGAUUUCCUAGUGGAAAGGAAAUGCAAGGUUAUGCUUAUAUCUUGACCCAUCCAGGAACACCAGCAGUGUUCUAUGAUCACGUCUUCUCUCAUUAUGGAUCUGAAAUUUCAGCUCUUCUGUCGCUCAGAAAUCGGAACAAAAUCCACUGUCGGAGUAUCAUUGAAAUUACAAAGGCGGAAAGAGACGUGUAUGCAGCAAUGAUUGAUGAGAAAGUAGCAAUGAAAAUUGGACCAGGUCACUAUGAACCUCCAAGCGAGCGAAAUUGGUCAUUAGCGGCGCAGGGAAACGAUUACAAGGUAUGGGAAGCAGCUUCAUAAUGCGGUCAUGGUGUCGACGGAUGCAUCAUAUAGAAGUAUAGAAAAGGUAUUGAUAAAACUGUUUAUCAAGCAAAUUGAAGUUGCUCAUUUUAUUCUUGAGCCGUGACCUGAUACAUUAUGCUUGGUUAGCCGAGGAAAGGGAUGCACUGUGGCCAGUUAUCAAUUUUUUAAAAUUGGCAGUUCGAGGUACCAUCCCGUAUAUAUAUAUGUAUACAUAUUCUUUGUAAUUUCUGUUGGAGAAAAUAUCCACAUCGUUGUAAUCCUGUCCAAGUUAAGCUACUGGAAACUUAGUAUUCCUGCAAUUUAUUCUGCUGUAUUUGUAAUAUAUAUUAUUUACAGAUAUCAAAGUUUAAUUUAUUCUGCUGUA